AUGGAGUCGAGAAUAAGCGUGUCCCCUCUACCUCCGCAACCAUCAUUUCCGGCAUCGCCCUCCUCAAGCCCACGAAAACGGUCUAUACACGAGGUUGAGGAAGCCGCGUUGUUGUCUCCAGGCCACAAGCGCUCUAUAAUCGAUUACAAUAACGAGAACCAGGAGAAUCGAGAUCCCUCGCUCCCAAUUCCUUCAAAGGAGAGCUCAACCACGAAAGAGCAACCCAUAUCCCGGCACACUACCCCCUCUGUUGCGAUUCAUGUCAAAUCUAGCGAUCUGGCCAUGAUGUCUGAUUCUCAAGAAACAACCCUUGGUUGCGUACCUUCUGUAGAGGCCCGACCGGUUCAGCAGCAACUUUCUUUUUCACCCGCUAAGUCCGACUCCACAUCUGCACCAGCUGCGAAGAAGCGGAAGCUAUCUCCUGCCAGCCAAGAUGCCAAGCAGCAGGAGAAGGAAGCCCGGGACCGCCAAAAGCUAGAAGAAAAGGCCAAGAAGGAGGAAGAGAAACGACUCAAGGCCGAGGAAAAGAAGAAGCGUGAUGAAGAGCGUGAAGAAGAAAAGAGACUAAAAGAGGAGGAGAAGAAGAAGCGUGAGGCGGAGCGUGAAGAGAAAAAGAAAGCCAAGGACGAGGAGAAAGCCGCGAAAGAAGCUGCGAAGGAAGAAGAAAAGCGGCGGAAAGAGGAAGAAAGACUGAAAAAGGACAGGACUCAACCCAAACUGAACUCUUUUUUCGCGAAACCACCAUUACCCCCUUCAACCACUCGACCUGCACCAGGCGACUCUACGUCUCCUAAAAAACCAGCCCCCAACUCCACGGAGCUUCACUUGACAAGCUCACCCAAAUCGACCAAGUCGGAUUAUGAAAAGACGUUUCCUGGAUUUUUCCUUCAUUCACAUACCCGGCUUGCGCCCUCUCAUCGAUUUGAGCGAGAUCCAGAGGCUCUCGAGCACGUUUGCCAAAAACUUGAUGCUUCCCUUUCUGCCAGCCAGGCGAAUCCUCAGGAACCCCUCCCUUUCCGAUUCUCUGAAAUCUUCAACAUUAUCCCCUUUCAUCGUCGCUGUGGCCGGUCCAGGCGGUCUGUAAAAGACAUCCUGCUGAGAAUCCAGCACAGCAGCGACGAGUCACUGAUGGAGCUGGACGAUGAAGACCAAGUCCAAGCCGCGGAGGAUGCCCGCGAUAUCCUUCGUCAAAUUCCAAUGAAGACACUGAGGUUCAGCGAGGACGUGCGCCCUCCGUAUCAAGGCACGUUCACCCGCUCUGUGCCCGCGCAGUCUGCCAGAAAGCUUUCCCGGAAUCCUUACCAUCGCGGCCUUCCGGACGUGAAUUAUGACUACGAUUCCGAGGCCGAGUGGGAGGAGCCCGAGGAGGGCGAGGACCUGGACUCAGAGGAAGAUGAUGAGGGUAGUGACGACGGUGACGAUGAUAUGGAUGGCUUCCUCGACGACGAGGACGAUGCUCUCCUUGCUGGCAAACGACGUCUCAUCGUGGGUGAUCUUGAACCCGUUUGCAGUGGCCUUCACUGGGCGGCGAAUGGUGUGGACCCUGACAUGAAGGUCUACCAAAUUGAGACCAUCUCCGAGGCUGUAAAGUUUCCCAUUGACCCCUUCUCGGCGGCGUAUUGGGAAAAGCCCAAGCCGGCGGAGCCAGCACCUACUCAGACCCGGAUUGUACCGCCUGGCACGAACACUCUGGACGUUUUCCGGGUGUCUCCUGCGCCAGGUAUACCUACCGUUAGCGCUGCUCACCCACCAGCAACCACCAAGGCCAAGCGCCCAUUCCCGCCGGAACUGCUGGAUGAAUUCAGGCAGGCAGUCGAGGCCAGUGACUUGAAUAAGAUCGGGACGGUUGAGAUCUUAAAGAAGAGAUUCCCAAAGGUUUCAAAGGAUACCCUCAAGGCUACACUGGACCAGUAUGCCAUGCGCGUGGGUCAAAAAGAGACGGACAAGAAAUGGGUCUGGCGCUGA
This is a messenger RNA of Penicillium daleae, 1965 nucleotides long. Its product is annotated as putative chromatin assembly factor 1 subunit A. The record is from RefSeq and is a predicted model, not a curated record. The transcript has 3 exons. Lineage: Eukaryota; Fungi; Ascomycota; Eurotiomycetes; Eurotiales; Aspergillaceae. Gene Ontology annotation, cellular component: nucleus; CAF-1 complex. Gene Ontology annotation, biological process: nucleosome assembly. Bases 1 to 1965 code for a protein of 654 amino acids.